Molecule: messenger RNA, 907 nt
Organism: Sinocyclocheilus rhinocerous
Lineage: Eukaryota; Metazoa; Chordata; Actinopteri; Cypriniformes; Cyprinidae
Product: gastrula zinc finger protein XlCGF8.2DB-like
Exons: 2
Coding region: 38-907 (289 amino acids)
Biological process (GO): regulation of transcription by RNA polymerase II
Cellular component (GO): nucleus
Molecular function (GO): DNA-binding transcription factor activity, RNA polymerase II-specific; RNA polymerase II cis-regulatory region sequence-specific DNA binding
Source: RefSeq, a predicted model, not a curated record
GCAGAACAGCUGAAGCUCUCGUUACACGGCUGCGGAGAUGGAGUUUGUUAAAGAGGAACGUGAAGAUCCAGAAACAUGCGGAACCACAGACGAAGACAGCGGCGAACAGAAAGACCUGAUGGAAGAGGAAAGUGAAGAAACCAUUGAAGCUGAAACAGAAAGUGAAGAACAGAGUGAAUGGGAAGAGGAAGGCGAAGAAAUAAGUAAAGUUGAAGAGGAAAGUGAAGAACUGAGUGAAGAGGAAAGUGAAGAAGAACUGAAUAAAAACUCUUCUAAAAAGAAAGUGUCACAAAAAAGAAAGUCGUGCACCUGCGGUCAGUGUGGAAGGAGUUUCACGUGUAAAAGAAGCCUGAUGGAACACAUGAGAAUCCACACCGGAGAGACGCCUUUCUCCUGCACUCACUGUGGAAAGCUGUUUAAAUACAAAGGAAGCCUUACCGAUCACGUAAGAAUCCACACUGGAGAGAAGCCGUUCAAGUGCACUCACUGUGGAAGGAGAUUCACACACAGAACGAGCCUUUCAGGACACGUGAAAAUCCACAUCGGAGAGAAACCGUUCACAUGCCAGCAGUGCGGGAAGGGUUUUAGAAGUAAAACAUACUACAAUAAUCACUUAAAAACUCACUCUGAUGUGAAGCCCUUCAUCUGUCUUCAGUGUGGGAAGGGUUUUAGUUUGCCAUAUCACCUGAAAUCACACGAGAUCGUUCACAGUGAAGUGAAGCCGUUUCACUGCCCUCCAUGCGGGAGGAGUUUCAGCAAAAUGACUGAACUUAAAAGACAUUUAAAGUCCUUAAUACAUAAUAAAUACCUGCCGCUAGAGAGAUUCAUGCUCCAGAGUGGCUCCUCAGCUCAUGGUUUGCCCUCAGGACUGAAUGUGUCCUUCACUAAAACACACCUCCUGCAGUGA